AUGGUGAGCACGCCCGUGGACAAUGCUCCGGCGUUUUUACAAUUACGAGACAACUACAAACAAGAGUUGGUGGAAGACACGCGAUCGACCAAAGCGGCGGAUUUGGCCGCCAAACAACAUGUGCUCUCGGCCAGUGAUGCCCCCGAUGCGUGGAAACGGCCUCAAUUCAAAGCCAUGGGGCGUCAAUUACGCCAUUGGACCAAAAAAGUACGUAAACCGUUUGGUGCCCUGGUCAGUGGCGUGCGCGCCACGGGCGCCCCUGCCACCUCACCCGGUGAGGACGAUUUCGACGCUGGACCCGUGCAAGCGUGGUUGACGCAGUUGGUCAAGACGGCCCAGGGUAUAAAACAAAGUGCCUUGCCUGGGUACCCUCCAGACCAGGCAGAAAACCACCCGUACCACCCAGACCCAGCUUCACCCCCAGUGCCAAAAAGAAACUCAAGUUCACACCCCAGGUGAGCACCGACGAGUUGGCCAAAGAGUUGCCUUUUUCAGAGGAUAUUGCACCGAAACCUUGGGAUACCCCCACCUUAGCCGUCAAACGUAAAAUCAGAAAGAAAGCCGCUGCCGUAGCCAAAAAGAAAGCCGAAAGUCUGGCCAAGAAAGCCUUGGAUUGGAAAACGUGGAAAACCCCUUGAUGGGACGGACCGAGAGACGCCGUGCUGCGCCCCGAUCACGGCGACGACGACGACGGUUGCAACGUGGGGGAAAGUUAUUUGAUGUGCAAAAGCUCUUGAACAAGACGGGGAUGGAGUUUCAUUGGCCCGGCUAUCAGUACAUGGGACCUGGGACCCAUUUGAAAAAACGACUGGUCCGCGGUGAUCCAGGCAUCAACCGGUUAGACAGGAUUGCCAAAGCCCAUGACAUUGACUAUAGCAAGGCUAAGAACCUGAAAGACAAGUGGGCUGCCGAUCGCAAGAUGAUUGCCAAGAUUGAUCAACUCCCCGGCCGCAAAACCCUGACGGAACGUAUUGUUAAAAAUAUCAUGAAAGCUAAACUCAAGUUGGGCAUGUAA
Porites lobata is the source of this 1015-nucleotide messenger RNA. The record is from the annotation of a GenBank genome assembly. NCBI's taxonomy places the organism in Eukaryota, Metazoa, Cnidaria, Anthozoa, Scleractinia, Poritidae.